AUGUCUGCCAAAGACACCAAGACAUCAUCCGAGGAAAAUACUACUUCAAGAACUUCGAAUUCGAGGUCACGAACAGAGACAGGAACGAACACCAACACCGGCACGAUGACAGGAAGUGGAACGACAACUACUAUCCUAUCCUGUUCUGGUUCUAGUGGUUGCCCAACUUCAAUUCCCACCCUUCUACCAGUGAAAGAACGUGACAUGCUCUAUGCAGAACGAGCUAUAUUUUCAUCUCCUGCUACAACCACUAGUCGCUCCUGUUCUGAUUCCAGUGGUUGCCCAGCUUCGGUCCCGACUCUCCCUCCGGUGAUUGAACCUGACAUGCUUUAUGCAGAACCUUCCAUGCUGUCGACUUCUGGUAGGGCUAAGACCACAACGACGAAAGAUACUCCUACUUCCACAAAGAAGACGACAACGACAACGAAUACUAAAUCAGCAACAACUACCACUUUCAAGAAGCAGGCCACAACCUUAUCAUCUCAAACAAAAACAGCCGCCGGCACACACUCUCCGGCUGCGCCGGCCGUAUUACAAAAAUGUCACGGUCUGAAGACGAGAAAGUAUGUAACCCGAGAUACAGUGAAAGACUUGAUCAGUUCCUUUUGCCGCGCAGCAGUCAAACAAGGAAAAUUAGACAAAAACUCUGGUGCAAUCUCGCGAACAUAUCUCAAAGGCACGAUGGAAGAAGUUGAGAUAGCAAUUGAUUGGGCACCUAAGCUUGACUUUAAGCCUACUUUGAAGGAUUGCGAGCGGAACUUGAUUGAUAGGGCAUUAGAUGGCUGUGAUGGGAAUGACCCCAAUAAUCCAAUGAACUGGAAGGGCGGUGGGCGUGUGACAGUUGGCCCUGUGACAUACCGCAUCGAUCCAAGGACAAAGCGCCACCCGGCUCCGAAGAAGGUUCUCGGCACCGCGUAUCCUAGGUGGAAUGAAAGAGAAUUUCUCUUCCGGGUCUGGGGCCGCGGAUGGCUUAACUCCGAUUUUGGUGUGGCGCUCCAAAGGGAGGUGAAGAAGAAAUGCGGUCGAACCCCGUCCGAGUUCAAGUUCGAGUAUCGGUUGGAGGAUGACGGCUCGGAGUGGUCCAUAGACGUUAAUACUGGUGUGCGAGAUGCUCACUGUUUACUUGAGGCUGCGAAGAGUGCUGGCGGGCCGAAGGAUUUCGCUUUCCACCGCACUCUACCUGAGGCCCGCUCUUGA
Uncinocarpus reesii 1704 is the source of this 1197-nucleotide messenger RNA. RefSeq lists its product as uncharacterized. The transcript has a single exon. The coding region runs from base 1 to 1197 and encodes 398 amino acids. Lineage: Eukaryota; Fungi; Ascomycota; Eurotiomycetes; Onygenales; Onygenaceae. The record is from RefSeq and is a predicted model, not a curated record.